AUGGUUUUGUUGAAGAGCACGAGAAGUCCUAUAGGGGCAUUUGGUCCCCGGUUGUCGGUCCAAUUCAGAAAGCAAUACUUCUAUACGGCCAAUGGCUUCCGCCCACGACCCAUCGCGCCCUCUGUGUCCGCUGGUAGGAGAACAGUGACUUCCGAAGCCGGCGACAACGAGACCGGACAUAUCGAUACCAAACAAAAUGAAGGAAUAUUGUUUUUCGAUAAUGUGUUUCCUCUGAAGCUUCAAUGGCUGAACCGGAUCCCCUUCUUUAACGCCGAAAGGGCUCUUACCAAUUCUCUCAGCAAGGUGAACCACCCAGAUUUGGCUCUGGCCGACCCAUCGAGCAUCAUCAAGCGAGCUCUUCCCGACAAGCUCCCACUUACCGUCACCCAAGUCUUGCCUCGACUUCGAGAAGGAGGAGCAUUUGUGAAGUUCUCGCAUGACGAGGGUAUCAGUACAGAAGAGCUGGAACGCACACUGAAAUCAUAUCUGGAAGAGAAGCCUAUUAAGCCAUGGUUCAACCCGUUUCGGCGAGUACGCGCUUUCUUGGUUCAGGGCAAACCCUGGAUUGAGGAUUUGUAUCGAGUCCCUAGUCCCAGGGUGAAGGUGGAAUUUUUGCCUACGUCGCCUGAGAACGCCGCUGCCGAGUUGACGCAAGAGACACUCUACUCCUUAUUUCGCCGUUAUGGAAAAAUCUCUGAAAUCGCCCCUCAACCGUCGGAUUCCAAGGUCUCGCCUCGCUACGCUUACAUUGACUUUGCAAGGCUGAGGUUUGCGACCGUGGCAAAGAAUUGUAUGCAUGGGUAUGUCGUGCCCGCCGAAGAAGGAGGCGGCAAGACUGGAACGUUGCUGAAACUGAGUUAUGAGUCCAAGACGAAGGCUCAUUGGUUGAGAGACUGGAUCACAGGUCAUCCGAGGAUUGUUAUUCCUAUAGUGGUGGCCCUGUUGACAGGUCUCUCGGUGGCGGUCUUUGACCCUAUCCGAACAUUCUUCAUCAAAAUGCAUAUCACUCACGGCCUGAAAUUGGAGGACUACCCCAUUGUGCGGUACAUCAAAAGCCAGCUUUCUCGUGGAUACGAUAUCAUCAGACUCCGGAAGCAGAAAGGCGAAGACGAGAACCUGAAAAUCAUUUGGGAGGAUCGCCAAGGGGCCAUCAACCAAAUCCAGACAUGGCUCAUGGAAACUGCGGACACGUUUAUUGUGAUUCAAGGGCCGCGGGGCGCAGGCAAGAAAGAGCUCGUGCUAGACCAGGCGCUAAAGGACCGUCCGAAUAAGCUGGUGAUCGACUGUAAGAAGAUCCAAGAAGCCCGUGGUGAUAGCGCUACUAUUGCUGCUGCCGCCGCGGAAGUGGGAUACAAACCUGUGUUUUCAUGGAUGAACAGCAUGAGCAGCAUGAUCGACCUGGCGGCCAUGGGGACGAUUGGGACGAAGACCGGCUUUUCGGAGACGCUGGAAACUCAACUGAAUAAAAUAUGGGGCAAUACUACGACGGCGCUGAAGCAGAUUGCUUUGUCUCAUCGGAAAAAGGACGAGAAGGAUGCUCAGAUGUCGGAGGAUGAAUGGCUCGAGGCUCACCCCGAAUAUCGACCGGUGGUGGUGAUUGACAACUUCCUGCACAAGAACAACGAAGGCGCGUCUAGCGUAGUCUACGACAAGAUGGGAGAGUGGGCCGCAGCCUUGACGACGCAGAACAUUGCGCAUGUCAUUUUCCUGACGACCGACGUUUCAUUCUCAAAGUCCCUCAGCAAGGCUUUGCCCGAUCGAGUCUUCCGACAGAUUACCCUAAGCGACUGUACGCCCGAAGUGGCCAAGAAAUUGGUGAUCCAACAUCUGAGUACCGAGACUGACGAGGAGAGCGAUGCUCCGGAAGAUGAAAAGUUGGCAGCUCGCAAGAGGAGAAGUGAUUUGGACGAGCUCGACAGUGUGAUCGACGUUCUUGGUGGGCGGUUGCAGGAUCUCGAAUUCCUUUCCCGUCGGAUCAAGACUGGCGAGUCACCAGGCCGAGCUGUUCGACAAAUUAUUGAACAAUCGGCCUCGGAGAUCUUGAAAAUGUACCUUCUUGACGUAGACACGGCCAGUCGCAAAUGGACGCCGCAACAAGCGUGGCUUUUGAUCAAACAGUUGGCGGCGAACGAGACGCUGCGGUACAACGAGCUCCUCCUCAACGAUCUGUUCAAGGAUGGAGAGCCAGUACUACAGGCAUUGGAGCAGGCCGAAUUGAUUGCCAUCACUUCGAAAAAUGGACGACCUUACAGCAUCAAACCUGGCCGACCCGUCUAUCAAGCCGCUUUUGAAUACCUCACCGACGAUGAAGUCCUCAAAGCGAGACUGGACAUGGCUAUCCUGUCGCAGCUGAUCGGAAUGGAGAAUAAGAAUGUGGAGAAGUUUGAAACCGAGCUGAGGACGUUGGCUGAGUUGCCCGGCGCUCCAAGUGAACUGAAGCCACGCAUCAAAUGGUUGUUGGACAAAGCCAUGUCCAGUCAUAUGAAGAUUGAGAAAUAUGAAGCUCAGAGUGGCGAACUCAAGAAGGUGCUUACGGACAAGUUUUAG
Exophiala dermatitidis NIH/UT8656 is the source of this 2547-nucleotide messenger RNA. RefSeq lists its product as uncharacterized. NCBI's taxonomy places the organism in Eukaryota, Fungi, Ascomycota, Eurotiomycetes, Chaetothyriales, Herpotrichiellaceae. The coding region runs from base 1 to 2547 and encodes 848 amino acids. The transcript is spliced from 3 exons. Gene Ontology annotation, molecular function: RNA binding. Gene Ontology annotation, cellular component: mitochondrial inner membrane. The record is from RefSeq and is a predicted model, not a curated record.